Messenger RNA from Perognathus longimembris pacificus (Pacific pocket mouse), 2511 nucleotides. RefSeq names its product golgi SNAP receptor complex member 1 (gene Gosr1). Gene Ontology annotation, biological process: endoplasmic reticulum to Golgi vesicle-mediated transport; vesicle fusion. Bases 252 to 809 code for a protein of 185 amino acids. Gene Ontology annotation, molecular function: SNAP receptor activity. Gene Ontology annotation, cellular component: SNARE complex; Golgi medial cisterna; cis-Golgi network. The record is from RefSeq and is a predicted model, not a curated record. The transcript has 9 exons. NCBI's taxonomy places the organism in Eukaryota, Metazoa, Chordata, Mammalia, Rodentia, Heteromyidae.
AUCUCAGGAAACAGGCCCGACAGCUGGAAAAUGAACUUGACUUGAAACUGGUUUCCUUCAGUAAACUAUGCACAAGCUACAAUCACAGCAACGCUCGAGAUGGAAGACGCGACAGGAGGGGUGAAGUGGACUAACCAAUAUGGAGAUUGCUCCAAUAUCCAUUCACUCAGCAAAUACUUACAGGCAUCCAUCAUGUACCAGGUGGUAGUUCUGAUACAACACCCCUUUUAAAUGGAUCAAGUCAAGACAGAAUGUUUGAGACAAUGGCAAUAGAGAUUGAACAGCUUUUGGCAAGGCUUACAGGGGUAAAUGACAAAAUGGCAGAAUAUACCAAUAGUGCCGGCGUCCCCUCCUUGAACGCAGCACUGAUGCAUACAUUACAACGACAUAGAGACAUAUUACAGGAUUACACACAUGAGUUCCAUAAAACCAAAGCAAAUUUUAUGGCAAUACGGGAAAGGGAGAAUCUCAUGGGAUCAGUACGAAAAGAUAUUGAGUCAUAUAAAACUGGGUCUGGAAUAAACAACAGGAGAACAGAACUGUUUUUGAAAGAACAUGACCACCUCCGAAACUCAGAUCGUCUGAUAGAAGAAACAAUAAGCAUUGCUAUGGCAACAAAGGAAAAUAUGACUUCUCAGAGAGGAAUGCUGAAGUCAAUUCACAGCAAAAUGAACACCUUGGCCAAUCGUUUUCCUGCCGUCAACAGCCUGAUCCAGAGAAUCAACCUUAGGAAGCGGCGCGACUCCCUCAUCCUAGGUGGCGUAAUUGGCAUCUGUACCAUCCUGUUGCUGUUGUAUGCUUUCCAUUGAUGGCUCCUUCCUGGACACUUGGAGCCGCCACCCUCACACCUGAUCUGGGAGAAGGAAAAGUGGGAAGGAGAACUUGACUGUCCGAUCACUAGCUUGACCAUCUGGAUGAAUUCAAAACUGAAAUGAUGGGCUCUGGGAUAUUGAGCUGAAGCCACAGUUUUUCUGUGCUAUCUUUUCUAACACACAUUUCUCUGUUUUUAAUUUUAAAAAAGGAAAACAGUUUUCAAUUGGUUUGUCUCCCUAGGAGGUAAGUAAACCAAUCAAAAACAGAGUGUCUGUGCUUCAGUAAAAAUGGUGGAGUCUGGGGACAGCUGCGCUCUUCGGAACACCAAGUUCUUUAUAGCCAAAGACUACUUUCGGCCACCAGGUUGGGUUGUGAAUAAAAAUCAUUCUUGUCCUUUUAUUUAACACUCAUGAUGAGAAAUCAUAAGUCCUUUCUUGAUAAUCUGUGCUUUAGAUUACUACUCUAUGUCCCCAACUCUUUGGUAUUCAAGGAAAAUUUUGCUAUCCCACUUUCCAGUUUCUUUGGAAUGUGAUAGGCCAACUUGAGCAUGUUUGUGGUCAUCUGACAUGGAGAAUACGCAAAAAAGGGUUUGUCUUUUUUUUCUUCUAAGUUGUGAAUACACUGGGUCAACUAUAUUAUUGAAAAAACAUUAACAAUGACAAAGCCUCUUUCUUUUUAAGGAACCAGUAAUUGUUUCAUUUUUUUUUUCAAAAUUUCUUUCAUUAGUCUAUAUAUUGCUACUAAUGAAUGAAAUCUGAGUCCUACCAUGGCAGAAGAAAUUGUCAGUGCCCGUGCUUCUCCACGUCAGUUCACACAGCUCACGGAGGGUGCUCUUUGCAGUGGGAAGCUGCCCGUUUGUAAAUGACAUUGCUGGGUUGCUCCCCACAUUGCUCUGCAACUUUGGAGCUGCACCGGGGUACCAAGAAUGCUGUGUUCUGUGAAAAUUGAUCCAUUCCAAAUCUGUUAAGCAUUUCCAUACAUCCAGAGAGAGGUUUCAAUGUUGAAAGUAAUUGUGAAAGCUCCCCUGUGUGCCUGCACCCAUCAUCUGGACGGCGGCAAGAUGUUAAACUACACUUCAGAAUUCUUUCCACGUCUAGCCAUUUCUCCGUUUCUGUAAAUUUGUUCCUUGUCUUACUGAACUAUCAUGUAUCCUAGAGACUUGCAGCCUCUCUGCUCCUCUCAGAGCAGGGCUGCCCUUUGCAGUGGGAUUGACGGUGAUAUUUAUUUUAUCCAGCUGUGCCAUGAGAUUGAAACCAUGUUAGCAUAGAGUUCUUUGUUGCAUACUGUGUGUUGAAUACUGCUAGGUGGACUUGAUAUACUGCCUCAUGGGUAGACUAGCGGACUGAGAGGGUUGUCAUUCUGGUGUCAGAGUUUUAUUCCAUUCUGGGAAUGAAGGGCCUUUUGAUAUAUUUUUCUUAAUCAUGGGGUUUAUUUUUUUAAGCAUGGAUCAUUGACUGGAGAAGCCCUUGACGUUCAGCUUUGCCACUGUGAAUCUUAAAGAUCAGGGACGUAAGUUCAUUUAGUCAGUUCUCUUUGGGAGAACAAGACUUCUCUGCCCUGAUGCUUGAUUAUCUUUGAUUUUUCAAAGGGUUUUGAUUGAUGGUAUGCCUCAGCUAGACUUUGUGGGAUUUUGGUUUGCUAUAUAGUUGGCAUUUAUAAAAUCUGAAGUAUCAUAAAUAAAGUAUUUAUUUAACUAUA